Messenger RNA from Hyaloscypha bicolor E, 1236 nucleotides. RefSeq lists its product as uncharacterized. The coding region runs from base 188 to 1078 and encodes 296 amino acids. The record is from RefSeq and is a predicted model, not a curated record. The transcript has a single exon. Lineage: Eukaryota; Fungi; Ascomycota; Leotiomycetes; Helotiales; Hyaloscyphaceae.
ACGGCUUUGUAUUCUUGGUGCUGCAAGACCGUAUCUCUACAGUGACGGAAGCCAAUAUCAACUUCAGGUUGGGUAUAGCGGGGUUAACGCAUCUGCAACGAAGCAGUACAAACGAAAUUCUGGACAAACACUCAAGAAAGUUCUAGUAGAGCUUUGGUCAAUGGAGCCUGACCUCCGAGACCCAAAAAUGUUAUCAGACCUACACGGAGUUGAGGUAUCUCCGUGUACUCAUAACACCCAGCGAGUUUCCUUAGCAUACCUCCUUGGUUUGGAUUGUAUGGCCUCGUUGUUGUCCGGCUUCAGUUGGAAAUCCGAACAGUACAAGAACGAACAUUUUGAAACACUCAAAGAUCAUUCUCGAGAACUGCGGCAAUUAAAUUCCGAAUUCCGUGAACAGUUCGAGCAAGCAGUUAUGCUUUGCCUCAAAAUGUUAAGCAAGACCGGGGUAGACCGGAAAGACAACAAUGCUUUCACGGUUUUCCUAUCGUCGGCAUGUACACCGAAGCCAGAGCUCGCCACUCUGGUAGCGACCGAGCACAACUGGAUUGGACUUUUGAAAGACACCGCUACCGAUUGUGCUAUGGCGGCUUUCGGAGACCAGUGCUUGGAGUUCAAGCACAAUGGCGGAGCUACGUGUGGUGGGGUUGGCAAGUCAGCUUUUCUGACGGCUCUUGUACCCAACGGACUUUCAGAAUCCCCUCUCAAGGCAAAAAUCGGGUCAACAGACGCCCCGGAUUCCGCCACGUGGGCUUGGAGCUGGGAUCUGGAGAAGUUGCAGGUCGGAGAGGGCUUUUGGCUUGGUGAGCGGGGAACAUUGCGAGUGAAGGGUCGAUUGGCGAGUGGUGUUCUGGUCACGGAAUGGCAGCCUUCACGGCUGAAAAGCGCUGUGAAGUUGUUUGUCGGGAAGGAGUAUCCACAUCGAGAAUAUGCUGAAAUUGAUCAGAGUGGAGAGGGAGGUGUAAAGCCCAUUCCUGUGGUUGUUAUUUCGGACCGCGCGAGGGUAGGGAGGAAAGGUGGGUCGGCUUUUAUUCGUGUGGUAGGGUGGGGAAAGGGGGUCGCGAAGGAGGAAGAGAAGUGAAUCGAUUUCCAGAAGGGGAGGGAGGCGAAAUGCACUCCUUCUUGUGGACCACAGUACUAUGUUCGUGAUGUGGUAUGAUAAUGGGAGUAUUGGCUCAGAGAGUGGUUCACGAAGGUGAAGGGAAUGAUGAUGACUGGAAAAUCUUGGAUGAAGACGGA